CGUCUGUGACCCAGCUUAGAGGCGCGACACCACACGGCGACGCGCGUCCCGGACACGCAGCCAGAAUCAUCCGCGCGGCCGCCCCGCGCGCUCCCGUGGCGGCGGCGUCGCCUCUCCCUGCCGCCGACGGAGGCGGCGCGCGGGCGCGGCGAGGCCCGGCUCGCGCUGGAUGGUUGGGGCGGUCUCUGAGCUGUGGGAAGCGGAGCCGGCGGCGCUGCCGGGAUGGAGUGACCGGGAAGGCCUACAGUAGAUUAUAUCACACAAAUGAAGAGAACAGACUUAGGGGCAGGUCUACACUACAGUCGGGAUCGAUGCUCUGAGAUCGUUCCACCAGCAGCCAAUUUAGCGGGUCUAGUAAAGACCCACGAAAUCGACUGCAGAUCGCUCUCCUGUUGACCCCUGUACUCUACCCCCGACAAGAAGGGUAAGAUGUUUGUAGUUUCUACUGUAGGAGAAGGGGGCAAAUCAGUUAAAAAUAGGGAACAAAAAGUAUAGCAACGAAGAUGGAUGAACAAGCCCUUCUAGGGCUAAACCCAAAUGCAGAUGCAGACUUCAGGCAAAGGGCAUUGGCCUACUUUGAACAGCUGAAGAUCUCCCAAGAUUCUUGGCAGGUCUGUGCAGAAGCAUUAGCCCAAAGGAUAUACAGUGAUGAUCACAUCAAGUUCUUCUGCUUUCAAGUUAUAGAACAUCAAAUUAAAUUCAAAUAUUCUGAACUUACUGAAGUCCAACAGCAGCUAAUCAGGGAAACACUUGUAACAUGGCUACAAGCUCAGAUGCUGAAUCCCCAACCAGAGAAGACUUUUAUUCGCAACAAAGCAGCACAAGUCUUUGCAUUGCUGUUUGUCACUGAAUAUCUCACAAAAUGGCCCAAGUUUUUUUUUGAUAUUCUGUCAGUAGUAGACCUUAACCCUCAAGGAGUAGAUCUGUACCUCAGAAUCCUUAUGGCUGUUGAUGCUGAGCUGGUAGACCGGGAUGUAGUUCAUACAUCAGAGGAGGCUCGUAGAAAUACUUUAUUAAAAGACACCAUGAGAGAACAGUGCAUUCCAAGCCUGGUGGAGUCGUGGUACCAAAUCUUACAAAAUUAUCAAUACACUAAUGCAGAGUUGACAUGCCAGUGCCUUGAAGUAGUUGGAGCUUAUGUCUCCUGGAUAGAUUUGAGCCUGAUAGCCAAUGAAAGGUUUAUAAAUAUGCUGCUAGGUCACAUGUCUGUAGAAGUUCUUCGGGAGGAAGCAUGUGACUGUUUGUUUGAAAUUGUAAAUAAGGGAAUGGACCCAAUUGAUAAAACAAAACUGGUAGAAUCUUUGUGUCAAGUGUUACAGUCUGCUGGUCUCUUCAGUAUUGAUCAGGAAGAUGAUGUGGAUUUUCUAGCCAGAUUUUCUAAACUGGUCAAUGGAAUGGGGCAAGCAUUGAUAACUAGCUGGACUAAACUGGUAAAGAGUGGAGAUAUGAAAAGUGCUCAAGACACCCUGCAAGCUAUUGAAGCGAAAGUGGCCCUAAUGUUGCAGCUGCUAAUUCAUGAAGAUGAUGAUAUCUCAUCUAAUAUUAUUGGGUUUUGUUACGAUUACCUUCACAUCUUGAAACAGCUCUCUGUGCUUUCAGACCAGCAAAAAGCUAAUGUAGAGGCAAUUAUGUUGGCUGUUAUGAAGAAGUUGACCUAUGAUGAAGAAUAUAAUUUUGAACAUGAGGGUGAAGAUGAAGCAAUGUUUGUGGAAUACAGGAAACAGCUGAAACUAUUGUUGGACAGAUUAGCUCAGGUCUCACCAGAGUUACUAUUGGCUUCAGUCCGCAGAGUUUUUAACACUACACUGCAGAAUUGGCAGGCUACACGGUUUAUGGAAAUAGAGGUAGCAAUAAGGCUCCUGUAUAUGUUGGCUGAGGCUCUCCCUGUUUCUCAUGGUGCUCACUUCUCUGGUGAUAUUUCAAAAGCAAGUGCUUUGCAGGAUAUGAUGCGAACUCUGGUGACAUCUGGUGUUAGUGCCUAUCAACAUACAUCAGUGACAUUGGAAUUCUUUGAAACGGUGGUUAGAUAUGAAAAAUUUUUCACUGUUGAACCUCAGCACAUUCCAAAUGUUUUAAUGGCAUUCUUAGAUCACAGAGGUCUUCGCCAUACUAGUCCAAAAGUACGAAGCAGAACAGCUUACCUCUUUUCCAGAUUUGUCAAAUCUCUUAAUAAACAGAUGAACCCCUUUAUUGAAGAUGUUCUGAACAGAAUACAAGAUCUGCUAGAACUUUCUCCACCUGAGAAUGGUUACCAGGCUUUAUUAAGCAGUGAUGAUCAAUUAUUCAUUUAUGAGACAGCUGGAGUGCUGAUAGUUAACAGUGAAUACUCUGCAGAAAGGAAACAGGUUCUAAUGAGGAAUCUGUUAACUCCACUAAUGGAGAAGUUUAAAGUGCUGCUAGAAAAACUGAUGAUGGCACAAGAUGAGGACAGACAGAUGGCACUGGCUGAUUGCCUCAAUCAUGCUGUUGGCUUUGCUAGCCGAACCAGCAAAGCUUUCAGCAACAAGCAGACAGUAAAGCAAUGUGGCUGCUCUGAAGUAUACCUGGACUGCUUACAGACAUUUUUGCCAGCACUCAGCUGUCCAUUACAAAAGGAAGUCAUCAGAAGUGGUGUCCGCACGUUCCUUCACCGCAUGAUUAUUUGCCUAGAGGAAGAGGUUCUUCCAUUCAUCCCUUCUGCCUCAGAACACAUGCUCAAAGAUUGCGAAGCAAAAGACCUUCAAGAAUUCAUUCCUCUCAUAAAUCAAAUUACAGCUAAGUUCAAGACCCAGGUUUCCCCAUUUCUGCAACAGAUGUUUAUGCCGCUACUUCAUGCUAUUUUUGACGUAUUGCUUCGUCCAGCAGAAGAAAAUGACCAAUCUGCUGCUUUAGAAAAGCAAAUGUUACGGAGAAGUUAUUUUGCGUUCCUGCAGACGGUCACUGGCAGUGGAAUGAGUGAAGUCAUAGCUAAUCAGGAUGCAGAGAAUGUGGAACGUGUGUUGUUCACUAUCAUCCAAGGAGCAGUGGACUAUCCAGAUCCUAUUGCACAGAAAACAUGCUUUAUUAUUCUUUCUAAGCUCGUGGAACUUUGGGGGGGCAAAGAUGGACCAGUAGGUUUUGCAGACUUUGUCUACAAGCACAUUGUCCCUGCAUGUUUCUUAGCGCCUUUAAAACAAACUUUUGACUUGGCAGAUGCACAGACAGUAUUGGCUUUAUCAGAAUGUGCAGUGACGUUAAAAACUAUUCAUCUCAAAAGGGGCCCUGAAUGCAUUCACUAUCUUCAGCAAGAAUAUCUGCCUUCAUUGCAGGUAGCUCCUGAAAUAAUCCAGGAGUUUUGUCAAGCACUUCAGCAGCCUGAUGCUAAAGUUUUUAAAAAUUACUUAAAGGUAUUCUUUCAAAGAGCAAAGCCCUAAGGAAAAUACUGGAAUCCUCUGUACCUGCUUCCAUAAUCAGGAACUCCAGUUAUUUAUACAAAUGCUAACUUUUUGUGCCAUUUGAACUGGUUUUGUUUUUAAAGAGGUUGCUUUCUGCUUACAUCAGUAAAUAUUUUAGUCUUUGGAAAAAUGCAAAUGAAUAUGCACCCCUUCUGUGUCUCAUUAGAUACAUGUAAGGUAUGUGACAACAGGAGAAGUUGCCUGCAUGCCUAUUCCAACCCUUUUACUUUGUGUAGGAUGGUCUAAGUUUAUGCUGUAACAAAUACAGCAGUAAAAUACCUGACUUUUAUUUUUGAAAUUAAAAAAAUAUGAAAAUCUAAGACCAUAGCAGUGGUGAUUAAACUGUGUACAUUUUUAAAAAUACUGAGUAAAAAAAUGUUUUCAUGAGACAUGAAUUUCAUUUGUUCAUGUAUAGUGACAUGACAAAUAAAACAAUCAAACUCA
Molecule: messenger RNA, 3857 nt
Organism: Dermochelys coriacea (leatherback sea turtle)
Lineage: Eukaryota; Metazoa; Chordata; Testudines; Dermochelyidae
Gene: XPOT
Product: exportin for tRNA
Exons: 26
Coding region: 504-3392 (962 amino acids)
Biological process (GO): tRNA re-export from nucleus
Cellular component (GO): nuclear pore; nuclear matrix; cytoplasm
Molecular function (GO): tRNA binding; small GTPase binding
Source: RefSeq, a predicted model, not a curated record